This is a messenger RNA of Microstroma glucosiphilum, 884 nucleotides long. RefSeq lists its product as hypothetical. NCBI's taxonomy places the organism in Eukaryota, Fungi, Basidiomycota, Exobasidiomycetes, Microstromatales, Microstromataceae. Bases 362 to 613 code for a protein of 83 amino acids. The record is from RefSeq and is a predicted model, not a curated record. The transcript has a single exon.
GAGGGAAGGAUGAUUGCAGAUACAUAGAGCAUAAUCCACAAGGACAGCUUUAUGGUGAUGAAGGCAGUGAGACAUCAACAUGCCUGUCGCAGCAGCUGUGGAAAAGGGGGAGCUCAUAUCCAAUUUCCACAGGCUUGUCAAGUGGCCUCGUCGUCAGUCAGCUCGGGUCAAGAGGCGUCUCUGGGCGUCGAAAGCAGGAGCCACAUUUCAGUAGGCAAUGUGGGCCCUCUUCUAUGCUUCAGAGAGCACUAUGAGGCUCUCAACACACGCCUCUGCAAAUGCUCCGGCUCCUUACCGGCUGACUUCAGCCGCACCUUGCCUGACCUAGUAUUGCCUGCUCUUUUUUCUUGCGGAGUUGCAAAUGCUCGCUACGCUUGUCAAUCUGCCUCUUGCUGCUUGCUCACAGCUACCGCUCCAGACAUACCCUCUAUUUGACAGUGAGAAAUUCGGAAAAUCCCUGAAUGAGGGUGGUACGGGCAUGCCAUUGAGAAGAUCCGCCCGCCCUCUCGCCUCUCCACAGUGCUCCACUCGUUCCUUUACAAUCAGCCAAAGAUACUUUACUACCCCGCGCCGAUGUGGGGAGAUUGUCGGUGCUGGACGCCCCCGUACCUGAUUCAGCGUCGAGGUUGAAAUUCAAUGGACUCUUCAUGAACUUGGGCUAUGGAAGGGUCAUGGCGUCCUGCGUGGUUGGUGAUUGUGAACUUGGCUUGUGACCCUUCCUUGGCGGGCGCGUUGACCUUGUCAAAGCUUGGCGGAGGUACAGGCGUCAGUGCUGCCUUUGGCCGCGCGCCGCCCAGAUGCUGCACCUCCGCUUAGCCUCUGCACCUCCCCUCAGCGCGAGCUAGGCUAUCUCUCUUCGUCUCUGUGCAGCAAAAUCCCCGAGG